Messenger RNA from Ictalurus furcatus (blue catfish), 2581 nucleotides. It is a transcript of the gene tagln3b, whose product is annotated as transgelin 3b. NCBI's taxonomy places the organism in Eukaryota, Metazoa, Chordata, Actinopteri, Siluriformes, Ictaluridae. The record is from RefSeq and is a predicted model, not a curated record. Gene Ontology annotation, molecular function: protein binding. Bases 1202 to 1801 code for a protein of 199 amino acids. The transcript has 5 exons.
UACAUUACAGCUCAGAGAAAUUCUUUUCUUCGCAUAUCCCAGUUUGAGCCUGGGGUCAGAGCGCAGGAUCAGCCAUGAGACGGCGCCCCUGGAGCAGAGAGGGUUAAGGGCCUUGCUCAAGGACCCAGCAAGGGUGCUGUAUCAUGGCGCCUAUAGUAUAAUGCUGCCUAUCAUAGUACCCUACAAGAGACAGUUAUCCUUUUAGAGAGGGUUCCAUGUCGUCUUGAGGAACGUGACUGAUUGUUUAAUUUGUCCCCUUGUGUACUCUGUAUGUUUUUAUUUUACAUAUUAAUUUGGAGUUGCGUCCCAGCCGUUAUUCACCCACCUUGUGCAGUGUUCCCAGGAUAAGUUUCAGAUCCACCGUCACCCUGACCAGGUUACUGAAGAUCAGUGAAUGAAUGAAGGGAUUUGGACCUCAGUCAUUUUACCACUAUGCAUUUCUUUUGAAAAAUAGUUGAGUAGUUGUGUGAUUUAUUUAUUUAUUUGUUUGUUUGUUAGAGGACGGAUUUAAUCAGUUUUCUGAAGGAUGCCAUUAAUUCUGGAGCUGAUUGCAUCAUGUAGGCAGUGUGUUGCUGUUUGGUGUAGAGGUUGCAGAUGGUAUCUAUAUCAGUAAUGUGCCUAAUCUAAUUGGGACAGGGCCUGACUCUGCUGUUGUUGAUGCUCGUGAACUUUAAAGAGCUCGGGACUCUUUUUCUUCCACGCGCACAGGCUCCAAACUGAGAUACAGGGACUACAGCUUCAACAUUUUCCUAAGAAUUUUUUAAAGUUAGCAUGUUUAUUUAUUAUUUAUUGCAGGUCUGUAUAAAAUGCAUGGUGACCAGUGUCUCGUGCUGGAUGUCAGGGUCAGUAUACAUGUAUACUGUAUACAGUACAUGUAUACAUGUAUACAGUAUACACACACCGUGUGUGUGUUACGCACAUGGCUCAGUUCAUCACUGUAAGUCGCGUCUGUCAUUGGCCAGAAGUGUCUCGAGCCCUUGUUGUGACGCUUGCCUAUAUAACGGGGCUCGUGCCAGUGGGACGGCGUGUCCGCGCGCGCCCCACCCAGAGCUGCAUGGACGCUUCAUUUCCGUGUCUCCAGAGAGCGCGCGCAGAACAUCAGGAUUAUAACAGGAGCAUCCUUCUCCUCCGAAUUUAGCCACAGAAAGAUCUGGCAGGUUUUCCCUGGCUGCUUUGAGAGUUCCCCGAAAAGCCAGCGAUCAUGGCAAACAGAGGCCCCAGUUACGGCCUGAGCCGGGAGGUGCAGGAGAAAAUCGAACAGAAGUACGAUCACGAUCUGGAGGCUCGGCUGGUGGACUGGAUCGUCGCGCAGUGUGGAGGAAAUCUGGAAAGACCCCAAACAGGAAAGCAGAACUUCCAAAAGUGGCUCAUGGACGGCACCAUCCUCUGCAGGCUCAUUAACAGUCUGUACCCACGUGGCAAAGAGCCCAUUAAAAAGAUCCAGGAGACACAGAUGGCUUUUAAGCAGAUGGAGAAGAUCUCGCAGUUCCUCCAGGCAGCCGAGGCGUACGGAGUCAUCACCACCGACAUCUUUCAGACUGUAGAUUUAUGGGAAGGAAAGGACAUGGCCGCAGUCCAGAGAACUCUAAUGGCUCUGGGCAGUGUGGCACUCACCAAGGAUGAUGGACAUUACCGUGGCAACCGGGACUGGUUCCACAGGAAGUCGCAGGGUAACCGGAGGGAAUUUUCUGAAGAGCAGCUGCGCCAGGGACAGAACCUGGUCAGCCUGCAGAUGGGCAGCAACCGCGGAGCGUCCCAGGCUGGCAUGACGGGGUACGGCAUGCACCGCCAGAUCAUGUAACCCAGCCUGGAGAUGACCUACCACCUGCAUCAGACACCCAGAAGACCUUAAUCUGUGCAGACGAGCAACAUCUGGUUCAGUCGUCAUUUUCAUUAAUGCUUUCGGUUGUCAAAUGAUGAGGUAGAGCACUUUUAAUAUCAGCGUCCUUUUAAAAUGUCUAGAAGUUCCAUGUAUGAUAUUAAUUCAUAACUUAUUAUAUCUGAUUAGCAUGACUACUAUGGGAUUUUAUUUUUAUGUACUAUAAUAUACAUAGUUAGCAGUAUUCAACAUAAAUACCCAGAUCUGUGUGACGUCCAUUACUGUAAAUCACUGCUGUUCAUCUCUGUAAACACUUAAACUAUGUCUAAAAACACAUACUACCGUACUAAUAAUAUGUCCAUAGAGCAUUAUAUACUGGCAUACAUACACUGACCUCCAUGUUAAAAGUUGCACAAUGAUUAAAAAAUCCACACACACAACUUCCUGUCAGAUUUGUACUGUACCACGUGUGAAUGCAUAUCUGUAUUUAUUUCCUUAGUUAAGUGCCAAAACUCCCCAUAUGCAUAUUUUGCAGAAUUUUUUUUUUUUGUCUUUCCAUUUGGAAUUGUAUUAGAAGUUUAUAUCCAAGUUUCAUAUUAUGCGUUAUUGUUUUGCUUGUGAAGAUGUUUAAUAAAUUGAUAUUAUAUUCAUGGACUACCAUUUAUUAGCUGUUAGACAAUACACAGGAGCAAAUAAAAGCUCUUUAGAAGAAAUGAUCUAAACCCACCCUGUGAAGGCAAAUAUCAGGUUCCAAGCUCAAUA